GAUCUUUCUUCACCACUGCGCGUAGCGACGCCACCGACAAUUACGUAAGCAAAUCAAACACUCCACAAGCAAUAAGAGAAGUUAAAGAAGCCGCUUAACACCGUCUUCUUCGCCUCGCGCGGCUCGCCUCAAAUACGAACGAGCUCUCGCAAUAAACUAAGUUUUUUUUUUUUAAGAGGAGCAAUGCAGGUGUUAUCGGAGGCCGUGCCCAUGACGAACGGCGAGGUUUACGCCCUCGUGCGCCGCCGCCGCGAUGAGCGCAACGCCGCCCGACACCCACCCUUCGGCCUGCAACCCGUCCCCUCCGACAGCCACGCAGCGCAGUUGAAAGCAGCACCGCAACGCGUGGAGGCGGCGUCGGCGUCGGCCGUAGCGAGCGGAGCUGCCUCCGUCGUGCUCGGACUGACCGCCGGAGGAAGCAGCAGCGGCAACAAUAACCACCACAACCAUAAUAGCUAUAGCAGGAGUGUAACUGGACGGGCGAUGCCGGCAGACGCGCUCGAUGCCGCCGUUGCAGCGGACGCCGCGUCGGCCGCCAAUCAGCUCGCCGCCCCUCUCUCAGGCAAUUUGGUAGUGCUGCUGACGGAGGUAACGGUGCUGAACUACCUCGCCAAUCACGCGUCCUUGACGCACGACACGUCGGCGGCAGCGAUGGAGCACGCGACACCGCCGGAAAAAUCGGAAGAAGAAGAAGAGGAAGCAGCAGCAUCGACCACGGCGAUGUACGCGGACACGCUACGCUGCGUGUACGGACCCACCUCCGUCUACGACGACGGCGUGGCAGCAGCAGCAGCAGCAGCAGCCUCCUCCUUUUCGACGCUAAGAUCCGCAUCCGCUGAGGCGGCGGCGGCUUCAAAUGAAGCGCUGAUCGACACGGCGCACGUCGCUGCGUGCUACGCGGCACUGACGACGCACUGCCCUGGCACGAAGGGCCACGUGCGGGCCGCCAUGGAAUUGCUGGAGCAGUACGAGGAGUUGGGGCGAGGGAAGGAGCGGACGUACGCUGCUGGGAUCCGUCGUGUGGUGCGGCAGCUGUGGCGGCAGCAGCUGUGGGCGCCGCCGAGUGCCGUCCCGCGCGAGACGCUAACCGCGUCGGCUGCCGCCGCCGUCAAGUUAGAGAAAACAGGCGAAGACGGCGAGGAGGUGGACGAAGUAGAUGGAGGGCGAAGGGCAGCUGUGCCAUCACCGUCGAAUCGGCAGCGUCGACGCGGCGGGGCGGGCAGUGAGGAAGGCGAAAAGGGCGUGGCGGAAAGCGGCUGCCUCGACCCUGCGUCGCGGCUUCAAGCGAAGAAGCUGCAGAACGAUGUCGCGGCUGCCGUGGCGGAUGCAGCGAUGCGCCCGUCGGCGCCGCUGCUGCUGGAGCCGACGCCGCUGUGGGGUCCGGGGAGUGUGCGUGGCGCACCUCGAGAGCGCGGAACUGCCGCCGCUGUCGCCGCGGCGCAGGUGGCAGCCUCGUCUUAUCAGCCGCAACAGCAGCGGGCGAGUCGUUCCCUCUUGUCAGAAGCCGAGGUGAUGCAACUGGUUGUGGGCCGCCCCGCGAGACCGCUGGACGUGUAUCGCCUGCUGGACGGGCUGGAUGGCCGCCUGCAGUACAACGAAGAGGCGAUUGCGGCGUUCGUGGAGGGCGUCACGGCCGUUUGCUCUGUUCCCGCCAACGAACCGUCCUCCACGUGA
This is a messenger RNA of Leptomonas pyrrhocoris, 1674 nucleotides long. RefSeq lists its product as hypothetical. The transcript has a single exon. Bases 184 to 1674 code for a protein of 496 amino acids. NCBI's taxonomy places the organism in Eukaryota, Euglenozoa, Kinetoplastea, Trypanosomatida, Trypanosomatidae. The record is from RefSeq and is a predicted model, not a curated record.